This is a messenger RNA of Acaulospora colombiana, 2130 nucleotides long. NCBI's taxonomy places the organism in Eukaryota, Fungi, Glomeromycota, Glomeromycetes, Diversisporales, Acaulosporaceae. The record is from the annotation of a GenBank genome assembly.
AUGACUACAACCUUGGCAAAUGCAGCAACCUAUCCUCUAGACCUCGUCGUGACACGAAUCCAGCUUUCACAACAUAACAGAGCCUACCCAGGAGACGUCCAAACCGCAAAGAACAUCAUUAACAAGACUCUAAGAAAGGAGGGAAUAACUGGGCUCUACUCUGGUCUCGAAAGCGACUCGGUCGCAACGAUGAUGUCAAAGACCAGUCUACUGAAGCGGAAGAGUGCUCGUUCGGGUGUGCUCGAUGAAAAGGCAAAGUUGACGGCCAUGCUGUCGAUUCCAGAAGAGCUCCUUAUUGGCCUCGUCUCUGGUAUUGGGAGCAAGGUCGUCACCACACCUCUUAGCGUCAUAACUGUACACCUUCAGCACGAGGACGAUGCAGACCCUGCAGAUUUAGAAAAGCAAUCAUUAGAGACAUCAGACGUCGAUGCUAAAGAGAGCCGUAUUAGGCGAGUUGUCAAGCGUAUAUACUCCGAGUCUGGACUAGCAGGAUUCUGGAGAGGAAUGUCCACCACGGUCAUCCUCUGCGCCAAUCCCGCAUUAACGAUGCUGUUCAUACAAUUAUACCGACGCCUAUUCCUUCAUGGAAGAGCAAGAGAGCGUCCUUCGGCUCUACAAGGGUUCAUUGGUGGAGCCCUAUCCAACACCUUGGCCGUGACACUGCUUUAUCCACUCAUCCUCGCCAAGACUAGACUCCAAUCACGGUCCAGUUCAAAGAGUAAAUCAGGUCUGGCGUCAGUGUUGUUUGAUAUUGUCGAUCGCCACGGCGUGGCGGCACUCUAUCAAGGUUUACUCGCCCAAGUACUCAAGGGCAAAAAAAUCGGCAACUAUGAUAUACUGCAAGAACUGAUUGAAGCCGAGGACGAAGACUACCCGGGAGAUAUCUUUCUCCGGUGGGCCUCAGAGUACGGCCCUACCUUUGACAUGAAUAUACUAUGGGCAUCUCAAAUCGUGACAGUGCUUUUACAACGUUUGAAAAGUCAGAAAAGUUCCACGACAUGUUUGAAAGCUUUUGGGGUGAUGGAAUCUUCACUACGGACGCACAUGAACAAAAUGCUGGAUGUAUUGAACCGUGCACAUCUCGAAGGAAAGUCGUUAGAUUUACAAGACUUAUUCGCGAGAUAUACUCUGGAUACUGCUACAGAGUUCUUAUUCGGAGUAUCGACGGAAUGCUUGGAAGGGAUCCUAGAGGACGACCCGGACGCUCCUUAUAAUCAAUUCAUGAACGCCUUUAGCGAGGUGGCCGAAAUAGGUGCCAAGCGAAUCAGAAUGUAUGCCAUCUACCGCAAGCACCUUGACGGCUUAUUAAUUCCAUUUAUGUCUAGUGGUUCUACUUGGCCUCUAUUCGAGCUGAGUGGGGACAAGACCGUAGCACCUACAAAGGUCAUCGAUACUUUUAUGAAACCCACCGUCGAACGGGCUUUACGACAAGCCAAAGCAUCUCAUGUCAACUCAUCGGAAUAUACUCUGCUAGAACAUUUGGCUCUCAUUUCAAAUGUCAGGGAUGAGGCUCUCAACAUCUUAUUCGCAGCACGGGAUACUACAUCCUCCCUGCUUACCUUCACUGGUUAUAUACUAAUGGAGCAUCCGGACGUUGCCGAGAAAAUGCGCGCAGAAAUAUUGGAAAUAUGCCCGAGUGGGCGACUGCCUAACGUCGCGGAUAUUAAGAAAAUGAAAUAUACUGAAGCCAUAUUGAACGAAACCUUACGACUCUUCCCACCUGUUCCGUACAACAUACGAAGAAGUACUGAGGCGUGUCCAUUACCCUCACCACUUUCCAAAAUGGGGCAACCUCUUUAUAUGCCAGCAAAGAGUUCCAUCACAUAUAUUCCAAUUCUUCUACAACGUGAUCCCGAACUUUGGGGAGAAGAUGCUGCAGAGUUCAAACCUGAACGUUGGUUAUCUGGUUCCACCCCCACAAAUGCCUUCAUCCCAUUUAACGCAGGUCCCCGUAUCGUAAGUGAAAUAGAACCCGGUCUAUCUGAACAAACACCUCAUUCCUUUAUCAAGUGUCUUGGGCAACAGCUAGCGUAUAUUCAAAUCUCCUAUGUCUGGGCAAGACUUCUCAUGAGUGACAAUAUCUUUGUGCGGGCAGAUAAGGCCAUAUGCCAGUGUGGUGCUACGCGUUAA